This is a messenger RNA of Sipha flava (yellow sugarcane aphid), 1232 nucleotides long. It is a transcript of the gene Hmg-2, whose product is annotated as high mobility group protein 20A. Bases 362 to 1228 code for a protein of 288 amino acids. Lineage: Eukaryota; Metazoa; Arthropoda; Insecta; Hemiptera; Aphididae. Gene Ontology annotation, biological process: regulation of gene expression. Gene Ontology annotation, cellular component: nucleus. The record is from RefSeq and is a predicted model, not a curated record. The transcript is spliced from 8 exons.
CGGGUACACACGUUCCAAAACGAAGUCCUCAGAUGUAUGCGAGUGGAAAGUUGCGCGAGAACGCUAUUGAAAAUUCUACUGGUCCCCCGAUACGCCUCACGGCCGCUUUACGUUGGCUACACUAUCAACGAACUUAUCGUAAUGGUACGAUUUGUUCGUAUUGUUAUACUCUUUGGACGUACGGGAUGCUAUGGCCAUCCGCUUUUACUUUACUAUGGAGAAGACCCAGGUUUUUCCAUACGAUCUGUAUUAAUCGAUAAGUUUUCGAGUUUAUUGUGAUUCCUUGCAUAAAGUUUUGUUUUUCGUUCACGUGUCGUUUAUCGUUUUAAUUCGUUGCGUGUUCUUCGUGGUUUCUUUCGCGAUGAUCGAAGCAGAUGGGACCGCAGAUAUAGCCGGUCAAGAUAAUGCAUUGCUUGAAAAUGGUGUGUCGAAAAAAAAUGACAAGAGCAAUGUAAAAGGUAAAAAACGGAGGAAAUGCAUACGUGACAAGACGGCCCCUAGACCUCCACAUUCUGGGUAUAUACGAUUUUUGAAUGAUAGGCGCGAACAGUUUCGAGCCGAAAAUCCCAAUUUACCAUUUGCAGAAAUUACCAAAGUUUUAGCUGCUGAAUGGAACCAAUUACCUGCUGAUAAAAAACAACAAUAUCUUUUAGCCGCUGAACAAGAGCGAGUAAAAUAUGUUGAAGAAUUAGCAGCUUAUAAGAAAACUGAAGCAUACAGAAAUUUUAUUCAGCGUAAAUUUAAAAAGAAAAAAGUUGAUAUAACUGUUGAAAAAGAACAAGAAUUAGAAAAAGAAAAACCAUCCAGUGAUAACAGCAAUAUAGUUCAUGACAUACCAAUAUUUACUGAAGAAUUUCUUGAAUUUAAUAAAGCUAGAGAAAGUGAACUUAGGUAUCUUCGCAAAACUGUAACAGAUCAAGAGCAAGAAGUUUCUGUUUUAGAUAAACAUAUUGAAAAUAUGAAUAAUGGUAUUGUUAAAUUAAUGGCUAAUACAGAACAACUCAAAGUAGGAAGCUUAACAUUUGAAAAGCAUUUAGAUAAAUUACGAUCCAAACUUCUUGAUGCAUUUUCUUCUAUUACCUUACCAGAUUAUACUGAACCACCUACAAUUGAGACUAUUGAUACAUAUAUGGUUAAUUUAGCAUUGUUCCUAAAAACUGGUAAUAACCCUUCCUUAUUUGAAAAUGUGAAGAAAGCUGUUUCUAAUUUAGAUGUUUCUCAAUUUUGAAAAA